Messenger RNA from Diatraea saccharalis (sugarcane borer), 3798 nucleotides. NCBI's taxonomy places the organism in Eukaryota, Metazoa, Arthropoda, Insecta, Lepidoptera, Crambidae. The record is from the annotation of a GenBank genome assembly.
UCAAAUUGAUUUUAAACUCUAUAUCAAGACACUAAAGGAUUAAAACCAAGUAAAUAAAAUUUGACAUAUUUGUAUAAACUGACCUGCUGUUGACUGUAUGUAUGUAUGUACUUUAAAAUUAUGAAAGUGAAACGUGUUGACGAAGUCUCUUUGACUGGAGAAUCCGACCAAUAUUCUUUUUAAGUUUGGAAUUUUCGUAGAUAGAAUGGAUCCAUUCAUUGUUGCGGCUAUUAUUAGUGCCAUAGUGAUAAUUAUACUAUCCGUAGCAUUUUUAAAAGUUGCUCAGGUGAAGCCACAAGCCGCAGCGAGACCUAGAGCAGUUGCACAAAGAGAUGGAGGUCCAGGCAGAGUGCAAGCCGUCAGAAAUCAAAGAGCACGAAUGAGAGCAAACGAAGAAGAACCUGAAGUUGCUAACGAAGUGGAAAAUGAUUCGAUGCCUGAAACCACUACUAAAGUGGAAUUUGAUGAUAAGAUGGGUGCCAAGAAAAGGGCCAAGCUUGAAGCCAAAUUGGAAAAGCAAAAAGCUAGAGAAGCUGAGUUACAAAUGCGUGAAAUGAAAAAGAAGAGAGAUGAAGAAAUGGAGGAAGAAAGGAGGAAAGCAGAAGAGAAACAAGAGGAAGAAGAACGGUUGCGUGAGGAAGAAGAGAAGAAAGCUGAGGAAGAGCGAAAACGCCGUGAACAAGAAGAAUAUGAGGCAAUGAAGGCAGCAUUUUCAGUUGAAAGUGAAGGUUUUGAAGAGAAUGAGGAACAAGAUAGAGAGAGUCUACUUCGGGACUUUAUUGAAUACAUCAAAGCACAAAAAGUAGUGUUACUUGAAGAUUUGGCUGCUCAUUUCAAAUUAAAGACACAAGCUGCUAUAGACAGAAUUACAGAUCUACAGACUUCUGGAGAACUCACGGGCGUCAUUGACGAUAGAGGAAAGUUUAUUUACGUAUCACAAAAAGAGCUAGAAGAUGUUGCUAAGUUUAUAAAACAGAGAGGGCGCGUAUCUAUCACAGAUUUAGCUGAAAGUAGCAAUGAAUUGAUCAACUUGAAUCCUGUUAUAGUAACAUAGAAAUUAACAUAUGAUUUUUGUGGUUAAUGUAAAUGUUACCUAGUUAAGUUUACAAAUAUUACUUUGUUAUAAAAAAAGCAAAUUUAAAUUAAAUAAAGAAGUUUAUUUAAAGUGAUAAAAAGACAGUUAUUCAUCAAUUAUUUCAUAACCAAACAUAUCCCUUCCUUUCUCCAGCAACAAAAGAGAAGACUCUUUCAAUCUAUCUAAUACCUCUAAAAGCUUAGACUUUGUAAACACUUUGUAGAGACACCUAUUUUCCCCAGCAAUUAAAUUGCUUAAUUUAAGAGCCUCUUUGUGAUUUGCAAUAUCAUCGCCACUUUGUAAAAUUUUUAGUGUCAAUAUGACAAUUUCUGGAAUACAAAGGCGUCUCAGUGUCUCCAGCUGCUUUAUUCUCUCUUGUUUUUCAUCUUGACUAAAAUUAUUUGAUGAAGUACAAUCGUUUUCGUCUUGUAGCCAACCUCCUGGGAAUAAUAGUACAUUAUAAAGCAAAUUUUUUGUGUACCGAGAUUGAUGUUCUACUGCAUUUAACCAACGAGCUUUUUGCUCCUCUACUUUAGCACACAUUUGUUCAUAAUGGACUUUAUCUGAAAAUGUAGCAUCUGGUGGUAAAGGUUCCACAUCUUUAGGUUGCCCACUGAUGAAAUGUCUAUACCAUGUAGCAAAACUCUCAAUAGACUCCAAGUAGGCUUUUAGACAUAGAUGUUCUCUGAGUUCAGAAGAGUUUGUGGGAACUUUGUUUACAAAAUCUGGGAACAUUUGAUUAACAUUAAUGAUGCAAGCUAAAGCGGCAUCAGUGUUUCCUAUGAAUAUGAAUGUACGAAUCAUAGCAUUACUUAACCAAAGGGCUUCUUCUAAUUGAUUCGCUAUCAAAGCUAACCAUUCCAGAGAUGAUAUCACAUUGGUUAUCAAACUUUUAUCUUUUUCAAUUGCUGUUGUCUGGGUAAAUGUUAAGUCUAAAUUUCCAUAACCUUGUUGGAUAUCAGCUAUGGCUUUCUUUAUUGCUACCCUAGCAGAUGCUGCUACAUCUAUUCCAGCACUGACUCCAGCCUUCACAACACUUUCUCUAUAUUGACUUUUGUAAAUAUGAUUCAUCAAUUCAGCAUACAAAACAAUCUGACGUUCAAUGGGGACAGUUGAAGUAUAGUAUGCAAUAAGCUCUGGAUUAUCAAUAGAACCAUCUACUCGUUGCUCUAUAAGUUGUGUCACAUACUUCUCUAAAAUAUUAUCACCAACAUCAUGUUGAGGAUCCUUUCCCAUCUGUCUCAAAAUUAAAAUCAAAUGUGCCAAGAAUCUUAUAAAUCUUUCUUCAGAAAUAUCAAGCCAUUGUUGUGACUCCUGCAUAAUUGCUCGAAUGUUGCCUAGCAUGAGAUGUCUUUGACAGGUUUGAUAAUAUGAUUCCUUUUUAUCCUCCAUCAAUGAUUUAACAGCACUGAACACUUGUUGGAGAGAUAGUUCUUCAAUUUGAAGUUCACUCUGUAACAUGUCAAGCACAUCUGAUGAUGUUGUAUUAGCUUCUACUGUGGCAUGAUGUUCACGUAGGAAUUUAUCUACUCUUGCUUCAAUUUGAAUUCUUAAAUGAGCCCACAGUAAGUCCUCCCAAUUACUUUGACAAGCCGGUAGAGCACUAGCUAGGUGGCCACAUAAAAUUCCAACAGUUGCUCUGUAAUGAGUAUUUUCAGUUGCAUUGCUUGAUAUACCAAGAGCACACCAUUUCCACAAAUCUCUUGAUGGAUUUCCAGAUAUUUCUAAAGGAGCAUUUAUAUCUUCUCUUGGCAAGUAGUGAAGCAAAGCCCAGCCUUGUAAUACAGCCCCACGCCAGGCUUGCCCAGCACUGAUGCACAGUGAAACUGCUUCCUUAAAUUUUCCACAACGAACUUCUGUGAAUAUUCUUUUGCACAAAUCAAUAUCAUCUUUAUUAUCAUCAGAAUGCAGUGAUUUCUUUUGACGCCUUGGUGCAUCUGGGUCCAUACAUGUGAUCAUAGCUUUAUUCUUCUCUUUAUUAAAUAAACUUGAACCAAUUAAUAACUGAUGGAGAGUAUUGCCCCAAUGUAUAUUGUUACCAAUAACUGGAGCUGACGUUUUAGUUGCUUCUUCUUGGUAAGCAGCUGUAGCUUCCAACCAAUCUACUAACAAUUGUAAUAAUCUUAAUUCAGAAUCACUUUGAAACAAAGCACUUACUAAAGUCUUCUGAGAUAAAACAUCUUCUGAUAUCAAACUGUCAAGAGAUUCGGGGUGGUCUGAUAAUGAAUCUGCAUAUAAACAGUGAAGCAGUUUCCAAGUAUUUGCUUCUUCUGCAAGCCAAUAAUUUUGUGCAUUGUACCUGUUCCACGGUUCUACUAAUUCAAGGGAGUCGCAACAAACUUGACCUAACCUCGCCAACGUAUGCAAAACAUCGUGUGAACGACUAGUUUGUACAAUUUCGAAAAACGCUUCAGUAAGACCUUCACCGGCGUUUUCUGAACUUAUUAAUACUGAAGAUUCAUCUAAAACUUGUCUCAGGCUCGUAUCAUUCAAAGUUUUAAAAAUAGAUGUUUCAUUCAGUAUCGGCGAAAGAUUUAACGUAUCUUCUCUCUGUAAUAAUUGCCUGUUUCUUUUAUUUCUAAUCGGUGUAUGUUGAGUUGAAUACAAUAAUACACUUCUUUCGUAAUUCAUGGUAAACUUAAAAUUAGAUAAACUAAAAACAACAAGUUCAUGUGGAAAAACAAAACCAGAAACAAACGAAAGGAAACGGUCAAAAGUAGAGU